GGCAUCCAGAAAAAAACAAAAAAAAAAAAGGCUUAGCUUUUAAUUAAAGUUUGAUGAAAGGGAAACUGCAGGGAAAAUAUAAUUUCCGGCUCAUUAAGUUGUUUUAUAUAAUUAAAAGAGGCAAAUAGGGUUUUUUAUUGAAAUUUAAAUCAAAACAAAGAAUGAAAAUAAAAUAUCUGAUGAACUAAAAGCAGCAACAAAAAUAUGACAAGGUAAAAUAACACCAGAACUGAGGUGAAGCGCGCCGCUCACACAGGUUCUCAUUUGUCCUGAGUGACUGGCUGGCUGAAACAUAAGCACUGCCCUCCAAUUAUUUGUGAAAGAAGGCCCAGGGGUCAGAGGUCACGGCUAUUUAUUACUGAAUCAAAAGGAAGCCCGGUGUUUUUUCAGAUGCGUCCAGGAAGUCUGUUGUACGUUCCCACACUAACCCGCCGUGUUUAGACUGAGGGGUCCUGAGGUGAAAGUCACCACAGGCCACAAACUCUCCUGGACAAGAAGAAGUGAGGGUCGGCACAUUUCACUGCCACAAAAAUUCAUUUUAACAAGACAUUUGAUCAGUGUAAAAGCUGCACUAGACAAACUUUUCUAUAAAAAUAUCCAAGUUCUCAGUGGUCCUUACCGACUAAGAUACUGCACAUUUACUUUUUACCCAAAUUAAUAUUGAUGUCGGGAUGGUCACUGGUGGGAAAUCUUUUGUCCCGUUGGAUCGUUAUAAUUUAGUAUGGAAAAAUGUUUGAUCAGACAAUUUUGCUUUUCUUCCAGUGAACUGAAGAUUUUUUUUAUUUAAAACAGGCAUUCAUAUUUUUUUCAAAAUUAUUUCAUUAGUAUCAAGAAAUUGUCACUGGGUUUAAAAAAAAAAUUCAAGAUAAAUAUUAUAAAGGGGCAAACAAAAACCAAAAAAAACGUAUUCACACGAGAUUUUUCUUCUGUGUUCCUCUGUAUUAAGCUAGACUGACAAUCAGCAUGUCGGUCAGUUAAGUAACAAGAAAUUGCAGUACAAAAAUGCCAAACUAUGUUUGAGGUAAUUCAGAAACAAUGUCACCAUGACAUAGUUUGUCCACCAGAGAGCACUGACGAGUUUUUUACACUAUAAAACAUCCCGCUUAGUAUGUAUUUCUGUAAAAACAGAUCUAUGGGAUUCACAAAGAUUGUUUAUGUAAAUCAGAUCAGCUGAUAUCAUUACCAGAACUCCUAAAUAGCUAUAUCAGUAUCAAGAAUCCAUUAUCAGUUUGUACCUUCCACGUCAGUGUAGCCACGAGGGUCUGCAUGAUGUAAAUUUCAUCACCUGCCCAUGCCCGCAAGGGUCAGCAGUCCAAAAUUCAAGACAGCAUGGACUGUACAAGCAGCCUAUACAGGUGGACAUGUCCAUAAACACAGACACCCAACAUAGUAUGAACAGAACCAUGUGCAGCCGCUGUCCACCCUGCUGUCCACGUGUCUGUUGUGGAGUAUGUCAGGGCCUUUACCCUUCUCCCACUUUCACAUGGUGCAUUCCAAAGUACACCCAGGACUUGACCUCUUUGACCGGGUCUUGGAGGGUUAGUAGGGGCUUGGGUUGGGGUCAUCCGAGGUCAUCUGACUCAUGAUGCCAAUGACAGUGGUACUAAUGAAGAUACUCGCACUACUGCAUCAGUUUACCUCACUGUAGCAAAUUGCUUUUCACCCACAGGUGGGUAGGACACAUGCACAAGGUCACAAGCUGGGUGCUGCAGUGGGAAACCGAAGGUCACCGAGAGUCUUGUGUGUCAAGCAGGAACACAAGGUUUUGGACCCAAAAUGCAGUCACAGAAGCAGAGCAGGUGCUGUUUGAAAAUUUUAAUGGAAGGAAAAAUGCUCACACUGAUACUAACAGGUUAAAGUCACUCACAACAGGUCAGCAGUCCAGAACAGGCAAACAAGUCCAACAGGCAAAAUCCAAAACAGGCAAGGUCCAAGGGAAACAAAGUACACAGAAACACACAGGUACUAAAUGCCAGGGCGCUUGACAUAGAUACAGUAACAAUCUGACAAAUAGACAAGGGAGACAACUAGACACAGGUGAACUAGGGUAGGGCAAACAAUCAAAACUGGCGGGAAAGCAAAUAAAAGGCAGGAAGCAAAACUACACAAAACACAUGAGGUAGAACAAUUACCAAAAUAAAACAGGAAAUAACAGAACACAAAUCCAAAACCAUGACAGAGAGUGACCUGGAACCACAGUAGAGCCAGCUACAAGAAUGGCAUUUAUUUCAUUAUGCUGAGCUAAGUGUUUUAAUAUGUGCACAUUACAAAAAACAAACUACUUAAUAACUUUAUAAACAACGUCUUCUUAUGCUGUAUAAACAUAUGUCAGACUGGUCCGUUUUAGAUGGGAACACAAAGGCUGCAGACACGUUACGAACACAACAGGAGGGUUAAAUUUGCAGACAAGUUCCCGGCAGAGGGCGUGGUUAGGCCAUGGCAGCGUUUCCAAAACCAUCAGGCCUGAGACUUUGUUUCCAGCCUCGGCCCCGGUAUCUCGGGUUACUGAAACACUCCGAGAAUCUGAGGCGUGGAGUGAAACCCCUCAGCAAUACUGCACCCUUUGUGUCGCUGCCUCGAGCCCUUGAGCAGGUGUAACAGCUGAGAGGAGAGCAGAGCAGGGCAACUGCUGCCUCACCACCAUCAUGGGAUCAUUUAAGACAUACAGAAAUCCUUUCUGGGAACAACAGUGCAGUACAGAGUCAAAUAUGGCUUCACUGAGAGACGGCAAACAGAAAUUAGCCUUAUAUGGCACAUGACGACUGUUUAUAUCAAACCUGUGAUUUUUUUGCUGUUUUUACACAUUCAGCUCACAUCCUGCUCUGACUCAGCUAAGAUUUAAAGCGUCAGUUCUCUCAAACUACACAAAAACACAUUAGUUCUAGUGGUAUAUAAGAGGUCUUCAUGGGUCCACUCGAGUCAGGCUGGAUCCAGAUUAUAGUCUGUCUAAUGGGGUCGGGUAGGGUCCUGUUGUAUUACCUUGGGUCUCAGGUUAGUACGUCAACAUGUUUGAUACCCGAGCAAGCAAUCUGUAUCCGAUCACGUGGUGUCAUCUUCAUCACAGGAGAAAUAUUUGUUUCUUUGAAGCACAGUGUGAACUGGGAAAAUGACAUGUACUACUGUUUUCAACCACAGAUGCUCACUAAUUGGUGGAUCAUCAAUGUUUGUCAAUCAUUUUUGCUCUCAGGUCAAUUAUGUCAAUUGUUCUCAGGUCUUUUCAGAUUGUCCUCGGGUCCCUUUAGAAUCAGGUUUGGGGGAAUGAAUUAUUAAUUCACGUACAUGAGGUUCGAGGAGGUUUUCCACUGGUCCACUUUGGGUCUGCAAGUCUUCUUGUAUAUGUAGCCACGAAGAUCGUUUUGAUUUUAUUUGUCCAUGUUUUGAGAUUUCUGUCUCUGAUAUUUCUGCCUCCACCCCAAUACAGUGGAGGUGAGUUAAAUCUUGUUUGUGCUGUACACAGCAUUGGAAAAUGACAUUAAAAAUGAAACAAUAAUGCAUCAAUAAUGUGCAGAAACAAAGUCCGAGUUUCUCCGGGACACGUGAUGUGCUGGGUGAGUGGAAUCUGAGAGAACUUUCCUUGCCCUUUUCACAGUUUGUUUUUGGUAGAUUGAUUUUAUUUUUUUUACUAUCUCAGCUGUUGUACCAGACUGUACGGAUGAUGUGAGAAUACUUUCAAUUAUUGCAGUGUAGAAAUGGAGCUUUACUGGGCUUUUUUUGACGAUGUGGACUAUGUUGAUAUCGCUUUUGAGCGUAUUGCUAAUGUGAGUACCAAGACACUUGAAUAAGGCAGCAUUUGGGGCCAGAACUGCAUUUAUGAUAUUUUGACAGGACGGAAAUGGUCUUCAUUAGGUCAGUACCCAAUACGAUCAAGGGUCUGUUUUCUAAACGCCAAGAGAACAGCAGCAGAGUCAGCUGUGAGUAAAUAUAAAUUUUUUAUUUUUUUUUGGUAUGUGAAUUAUGAUGAGAUAAUGGCAGUGGAAUCUCAUAUAUUUUUUACUGCACUCUCACAGCCAGAGCAGCAGAUUGGGGCAUUUUCCACACCAAAAGUAUUUACCACCCUACCCAGUGGUGGGUGAAUGUCUUUACUGUAAUGGUAGUAACUCAGCAGGGUGGGCUCAAUGCCACAUCACAUGGCCGCAACAAACAGAAACCCACAACAGCUGUUUUAAUGUCCUCUACAAGAUUCCAUCUGCUGACUUGGAGUUGGACUCUAGACUUUGUUAAAAUCUAAUUUGCAAAAAAUUCUCAGUGCUUCUUUUAACCUAACUGAGCACCAUAUGGUUUUAUUUGUUAUACGUUUAAUUCACAAAAGGAGCAGCCUGGCUUAAAAUCUACUCCAAACAGGAAGUGACAAAUAACAACUACAAACUGUCUCCAAACAGCAGGGAGCAAACAAGCCGUCCGUGGAAAGCCGGACUCACCAACUGUAUAUUUGUGUAUCCAGUUGCAUAUAAAGCAUCAGAGACUGGCCUCAUAGCAUUUCUGAAGAAUGUAAUUGAAACUUUACCUCUUAUAUAUAUAUAAGUCUUUGUGUUACACGUUUUUAAAUCAGAAAUAUUUUACACUUUUUUCCAAGGCCCUAGCAAAGCCUUUUUUAUGUGCCUGACAGCUUAAUGUAAAGUCUAUGAGAUGAGAAUGUGCAUUCGGUGAAGAGACAUUAAUGCACAUGUGCAGUGGGCCACACAACGAGGAAGACAGCCAGGAAGUGAGAAAGCGUCUUUGGUGCACGCGCUGGGUGAGCAUCAUUCACUGGAUUGAAUGGGCACCAUCUUGGAACAUGGUAUCCAAUUUUCAUAAUGCAUCCAUGAGAUACAUAAAAGGACAUACUAGCCUACUUCCUGUACUAACACUGAACAUUGGCAUUGUAUAUACUGCAGAAUCAUUCAGUAUAAAGAUUAUAAGCAUAGUAAUAAUAUGGAGACUGGGCUGGUAUUCAGUGUCUUGCGCAAGGCUGGAUGCUUGCCAUAACACGUCUCAUACUCUGCUCAUUCCAGCUGAAACUUCGUGUUGACCCAUAAAGACAGUGGAAAACUGCUCUGUCUACUGUCACAAACAGGUAAAACAAUGACUGCAAAUUAUUUAGCAGAUAGUGUUCAACCCUGGCUUAAAAUAGUCCAUAAAUAUGCUACAAUAUGGCAUGCUAGCCCUCGCCCUGCCCACAGCCCCUCCCAUGUCGCACUGGUAUUCAAACAGCUGCCCAGCCAUGACACUGCACAUGCAGGCCUCUGUGGACCCACCAGCCUGGGGGACAUUUAAACUUUAAAGGGCCAAACUGGACAGCUGGGUGUGUUCAUCCUGCGUGGGAGUGUAUGUGUGCUGUAUAAGCAUUCUCCAGCUCAUCCACUCACUACUAGACUCACUAGUCACACACAAUAAGGAGUAAGGGACCUGAGGACAUCUACCUUCCUAGUUGAUAGUUUCAACACACCAACGAGUGUACACAGCUUAUACUUCAUCUUCUUCACUCGUUCAUAAGAUCAUUUUAAAGACUGAGGAACUUCUGACGGCCAAAGGACAUUUUCUCAUCUACAAGCCCUCACAGUUUCUGUCUGAGUUGUGUUUGCUGUCCCUCCAUCAUGGGUGCAUUUAUUGCCAAGAUGCUGCUUCCUACAGUCAGCAGCCUGGUCUUCCUGCCUACAGCCAGCGUGGCCGCCAAGAGGGGCUUCCACAUGGAGGCCAUGGUCUACUUCUUCACCAUGUUCUUCACUUCGAUCUACCAUGCAUGUGAUGGACCAGGCCUCUCCAUCCUGUGUUUCAUGAGAUACGACAUUCUGGAGUACUUCAGUGUUUACGGCACGGCUCUCUCCAUGUGGGUCACACUUAUAGCUCUGGGCGACUUUGAUGAGCCCCAGCGCUCCAGUAUUACCAUGUUUGGAGUGUUGACCACGGCUGUGAGGGUCUAUCAGGAUCGUUGGGGUUAUGGGAUCUACUCUGGACCGAUCGGAUCAGCUGUCUUCAUCAUCACUGUCAAAUGGCUGCAGAAGAUGAAGCAGCUGAGAGCAGUGUAUCCAGAGAAGACAGUGUACACGCAGCAGGUCGGUCCAGGCUGCUGCUUCGGUGCUCUCGCUCUGAUGCUGCGUUUCUACUUUGAGGAGUGGGACUACGCCUAUGUCCACAGCUUCUACCAUCUGUCUCUGGCUGUGUCCUUCAUCCUGCUGCUGCCAAAGAAGAACCGUUACGCAGGGACGGGACGAAACGCUGCUAAGCUCAGCUGCUUUACUCUCUGCUGCUGUUCCAUGUCCCCUGGUACUUCUAAAGAGAAGACAGACAAGCCGAAGAAGAAGUCGUCUCGGACUGUCUGGUCAGUCCCCACCGAGAAGCUGUGGACACGAGGCUGUAGCACCCCCACCCUGCCUCUUUUCAACCCACCCCCCUCCACACCUGUCAAAGGGACCAGCAUCAGCAAGCUAAAAGAGAUGAACGGCUGGAAGUGAACCCAAAAACAAAACUGUCAGUCGGUCUAACGCAGGAGGACUUCAUCCUGACAGGCAACAGGAAUAGAUAGUGGUCGGCUACUAGCGGGAAACGGGAAAAUCACCAAAUAACUGUCAGCCAAAUGUUGAUAAACUUGUUUGUGGCUGGUAAGUUAAUCUUCUUCAGCAGGAAACCAACCAUCAUGUGGACGUUCGUUUCUACUCCAAAAAAAUCAGUUUUGGCUGGUAGAAUAUUUAAGGUCAGCAGCGAAUUUAGGAAUCCACCAGCCUCUGUAGCCAGCAGGUAAAGAAACAAAAGUACCCUGAUGUGGUUAUAAAAUCUAAGGGCAAGAACAAAAGGCGAAUCAGGCCUCUGUUGCCCUCAAAAACCUAAUAGGAACACAGCUGUCUGAAGCACUGAGGACAGGCAGCACGCUACGAAAGAACACACACAGCACGAACAGGGAGACGGUGGCUGAGACAAGCCAGUAAAACUGACUGGAAAAUUUAUGAGAAGAACUAACAGGCAGAUGGUUUAUCUCUCCAAAAUAUAUAAAUUGUCUUUAGAAAUGUUCCUCAGGGGAGACCCUACGUCUGCUCGCCUCUGUCUGUCCGUCCCCCCUCCUCUUUCUCUUUCCCAUCUCUCUCAGGGAAAAGAACCAUGCAGCUGAAUUCGUUUAUGAGAAUUACAAGACUGUAAAGCACAUUUAACCGUUUUUAUACGUCCUCGAGGUGCCAAAUGUGUCGUGUGGAGCAUCAGACAUUGGAGCGAGGGGAAGCGGUGGCCCAGAUGUCAGUCUGUAACCCGACGGAAGCAUCUUGAUGUGUUUCUGGAUCAGCAGGUGGACUCCUCUGUCUGUUACCUCUGGUUCACUGACCGAGCAGCUUUGGCUAUGGCUUCUGUCUCUAAUGUGCACUCUUCAGACUGUGUAAUGUUUCUGGUCAAGACUUUUAUUAAUAUAUUGUUAUUUAUUGCAGUACGGAAGAUUGUAUAUUCAGUAUAGUGUGUGUUUGUUUUUGAUAAUUUUGUAAUGUUUUGAAAAUAAAAUGAAAUGUUGUGACCCUG
This is a messenger RNA of Siniperca chuatsi (mandarin fish), 7476 nucleotides long. It is a transcript of the gene mymk, whose product is annotated as myomaker, myoblast fusion factor. Gene Ontology annotation, cellular component: plasma membrane. The coding region runs from base 5574 to 6431 and encodes 285 amino acids. The transcript has 6 exons. The record is from RefSeq and is a predicted model, not a curated record. NCBI's taxonomy places the organism in Eukaryota, Metazoa, Chordata, Actinopteri, Centrarchiformes, Sinipercidae.